Messenger RNA from Mytilus californianus (California mussel), 6769 nucleotides. Its product is annotated as cytoplasmic dynein 2 intermediate chain 1-like. The transcript is spliced from 36 exons. Gene Ontology annotation, biological process: intraciliary transport. The record is from RefSeq and is a predicted model, not a curated record. Lineage: Eukaryota; Metazoa; Mollusca; Bivalvia; Mytilida; Mytilidae. The coding region runs from base 103 to 3240 and encodes 1045 amino acids. Gene Ontology annotation, cellular component: cytoplasmic dynein complex. Gene Ontology annotation, molecular function: dynein heavy chain binding; dynein light chain binding.
CGACCUAUUUACGUAAAUACCAAAGCUUUGAAAAUGGCGGCGUUAGUGAUGAACAAAUUUCUGUAAAGUUUUGAUUAAAUCUGCUUAAAUAGACACGCUCAAAUGCCUGUCGAAAAAAAGUCCAAAGAAGACACUUGGACACCCAGUGAAUUGAAGAAAGCAAUGGGGAAAGAUACUCUAAGGAGGGAGAGGGAAGAAAGGAAAAAGGAAAGACUCAGAGAAGAUCAAAAUGGUGAGGAGAAACACAGAAGAAGAAAGGAUGAAGAUGAAACUAAAGAAAGACGACAUCAUAGGGAUGAUGAUGAUAGAAAACGUCAUAAAGACAAAGACCGUCACCAUAGAAACGAAGAUGAUGAGGGUCGUCGUAGGAGAAGGGACAGAGACUCUCCUGAUAGAAAUGAAACUACAGAGGAGGACAGAGAACGACAGAGGAGAGAAAGAAGAGAAAAACGGGAAGGAAAAUCUAAGGGAGAUGAUGAUAGAAGAAGAAAAGAUGAUGAUGACUCUAAAAGAAGAAGACCCAAAGACGAAGAUAGAGAAAGAAGUAACAAAGAUGAAGAUAGGAGAAGACAUAAGGAUGAUGAUGAAAAACGAAGACACAGAGGUGAUGAUGAUGAAAGAAGAAGAGACAAAGACGAUGAGAGAAGACGACAUAGAGGUGACGAUGACAGGGAAAAGAGAAGACACAGAGAUGAUGAUGAUAGAGAGAAAAGACGACAUAGGGAUGAAGAUGGAGAUAGAAGGGGACAUAGAGGCGAUGAUGAUAGAGAGAAACGCAAACAUCAUAGGGAUGAAGAUGAUAGGGAUAGAAGAAAAGAAAAGAAAGACCGAGAUAGACACAAAGAAACAGAAGAAGGAAGUCGUAAACAUCGUCGCCAUAGAGACGAAGAGGAUGAUGAAAUGCAAACUGAACUUGAUGAGGACGAAAGAGAGAAGCAGAGGAGAGAAAGAAGAGAGAAAAAAGAAGGGAGAGACAGAAAAGAUGGAGAUAAGGAUGAUAGAGAUAAAAGAUCAAGAGAAGAGAGAGGAAAAUCGGCUAAAUCUAGAGUCAUUAGCACUUUUGAAACAGAUAAACUUUAUGAAAUUGAUGCAAGAACAAAAUCUGCAGUGAAUGGCAGAUCCAAACCCAAGGAGGAAGAAGAGGAAGAAAAUGACUAUGGGGGUUAUGAGGAUGAUUUUGAGGAUUAUGAGGAAGACUUUGAAGAAGAGGAGGAUGAGGAGCCACCAAAGAAGACAAACUUGUCAUCUAUAACACCUAGACAACCUAGACAUGGACUGCAAUAUUCUGAUGACGAGAUGAACGACGUUUUAAGAGCUUUAGAUGAAGAAAAUGAUAGAUUAUAUAAAGAUUCCGCAAAACAGGACAAAUAUGACAGAUCUGACUCGCCUGAUGAUAGAGGUAGAGGAUAUAGGGACAGCAGUCCAGAUGAACCUGUCUCGAGGGUGCGUCCAAAAAGUAGUGCUAUCAACUUCUUAUCAGCAAAGAGACAGGUCAUGACUCAGAAAACCUAUGGAAAGACAUCCAAACGAGCUCGAGACCUGUUAGAAAUGAUAGAAUUAGACACAGUAACUUUUGAUAUUAUGGAUUUGCCUCCAGUCAAAGAAUAUGAGUUGUAUAUUAGAAGUUAUGGCAGAUCUGACACACGACAGGCCUACGUACAGACCAAUGAUGAUGCUAUAGACCGUGAUAUACAAACAGAAGAGAUUGAUAUGAGAAACAAGUGGACACAACAUCCACCUGAAGACUUUGCUGGAUCUGGCAGAGGUGACGGUGAAAAAGAUUUUGAAGAUGAAGAACAGUCACAACAGAAUAAACAACAAGACUUAGGUCGUCUUUCUAAGUUCAUACAACAGGCCGGACAGGUAGUUUCUAUAUUACUAGACGAAGAGCGAUCGCAGGAAACAACAGAAUUAAGUGCAAAUAAAUCAAGUAUUAGUAUGAGUGAAGGUUACACAGAACUGUCUAAAUUGGGCAUACUACAAGGUCGUCAUGUAGAGUUUGCUUACUUUGCACCAACACAACCUAAUAUGGUAUUGACUGUCUACAGUCAGCCUGAUCAGAGUAAUCCAUUGAAUCCAACAGAUGGAAAGGGAAUGAUAUGUGUAUGGAACACAAAUGAACCAUCAUAUCCUCAAAGGAUCUUAGCGUGUGAAUCUCAGCCAAGAUGUUGUUGCUUUGGUCCAUAUAAAACUUCUAUAGCAUUUGCAGGAAUGGUUGAUGGUUCUAUAUGUGCCUGGGAUCUAAGAGAACCUCCGUCCCUGCACAGAUCUGUAGAGUUUGAUAAAACAGAACAUCUUCUAAGAUUUCCAACUUAUAAUACAGCUGGUAUAUCAGAUUCAGAUAACCAUAUCAGUCCAGUGACAACAAUAAACCCUGUUACAACUUACGUAGAUGAAAAUUCACAACAAGAAUCAGAUUCCAAAGAGGACGAAAAGAAGAAUACUGAUUCUGGAUCUGGUAUGUCCUUCCAGCUGGUGUCCAGUGAAGAUCAGGGAAGAAUUAAUUUUUGGGUUGUUGCAGAAUUAACUACUACAGACCCAGCAGGAUCAGAGAUUGACCUUGGGUUAUCACCUGGUGGCAAGGUUAAAGUUGUUAUUAGUUCUACAAUAAAACUGGAGAGCUUAGUCAGAGAAGCAAGGUCAUUAGGUCCAAUCCGAUCCUUUGAGAUGCAGAUUUCUCCAACAGAUCCAAACCAUUUUUAUAUAGGGACAGAUGGGGGAUAUGUACUACAUGGCUUACGAUUUGGUAAUAGAGCUUUUCCAAGAACAUUCUCAGCUUUAACAGAUUCUCCUGUAGAUGUUAGGAGUAUAGAUUUUUCACCUUUUGGUCAUCCAUGUUUUCUGGCAUCAACAGCAGAAGGUUGUGUUCACUUAUUUGGGACCAAAUCAGAAAAACCUUUGUUGACCUGGCCUUCCAAAAUAUGGGGAACAAGGGACUUGAGAUGUGUACGAUGGUCACGCAGUAGACCUUGUGUAUUUUAUGUGCUGGAUGACCAUUCACAACUUUAUACAUUUGACAUUUUGGAAGGGGAUGCAAUGCCUGCAAAAAUGGAAACUUUAUCUAAAGAAAAUGUUAUACAUAUAGCCUUCACACCACACUUAAAUGUUACAGGACGGCAUCCUCAGAUGCUUGUUAGUCAAGAAGAUGGCACGAUACAAAUACACACAAUAUCUAAAGAGUACCGAGAACAACAAACACUAGAGAAUGAUUUCUUACCAAGCUAUCUAGACAAAUUCUGAUUUGAUGGUCCUCUCAAUACACACAGGAGUAACAACAUAUCAUGUUAUCUAGACAAAUUCUGAUUUGAUGGUCCUCACACAGGAGUAACAACAUAUCAAGUUAUCUUGCACAAAUUCUUAUCAUUUAGGCAAUUUAGAGAAAACAAUGUAUCAUAUCAUACCAUACUGCGAACCAAUGAAUAGGACCAGUUGAUAAUUGUGAAUGAUUUGAUUGGCUCCAUUUACUUGUUUAAUUGAAAUAAAUGGAACAGAUAUCAACUGAGCAACAAGAAGAUGCAAAAAACUGAACAUAUAUACAUAGAAUACAUCAAAAUUUAUUACUUGAUUGUUGUAUUAUAAAAUUCAUCAUCUGGUACUUCAGAUAGACCUUCUGUAGAAUGUAUGAAGGAUAUGGUUAGGACAUACCUGCUCAUGUGCCAAGUUGUAUGAAUGAAAAGUUAAGUUAAGAUGCUACAUGUGUAUGUGUAAGAAGAGAUUUUAAUGACAGAUGAGCUACUUAUUGAUACAUCUGUCUUUCAUACUAAGUGUUAGGUAAUAUACCAAAAAUAUAAGAUGUGUUUUCCUGUCAAGUACUGUAAGAGACAGAAAUGGAAUUGUUUACAUUCUUGUCCUUUUGUCUCUUGUGGAUCUUGUCUCAUUGGAAACAAUACCACAUCUCCUUGUUUUUAUACUAGUGAAUACAACUUUUGGGUCCAUUUGUUAAAGACAAACUCCUGGCAAGGGACCAAAUCAUAUAUAUCAAUGUUUAUAUUCCGUCCAUUUGUGUCAUGUGUUCUUUUGUGUUCACAUUUUGUUUGUGUAGUGUAUUGUUGUUUGCAAAAAAAAGCAAGAUAUUGUAGAUUGUUUAAUAAUAUUUUCUAAAAGUUGUGGAAUAGUACACUUUUGUAUGUGAAUUACUGUACUUUAAGGUAUGUGCUAGAUGGAUGUAGAUUGGUUGCAUCUAUAGAUAUCAUUUCAAAAUAAGGAAAAAAAUAUUCAGUAUACAAUUUCAAGCUACAGUUUUCCAAUGUUAUAUAACUAUUACCUAUUUGAUCUUUGGGACACUUUUAAAAGAUAGAAUUAUUAAAUACAAGAGUGUUCAGUAAUUUUGAAAGUUACAGGGAGAUAACCAUUUUGGCAUAUUUUCAUAAAAAUGGUAAUAAUUUUAUAAGUCUACAUAUUUAUUUAACUUGGAGUGUGUCUUAAAUAAUAGUCAUUUUUUAUGAGUUACCAUGAUACUAUUAAAUUGGUCAUAGGUUAUUUCUUUUUAUGUCAGAAUAUUGCAAAACUUUGUUACAAAUUUCAUUAGUGUAAUUGACUUGUUUUUGUUGUGAAAAAUCAUUCAUGGUACCGGUAAUACAGACGUUAAUACUGAGCAGAAGCAUUCCAUUUAAACAGACAAAAAAACUAGAAAAUUAUGUAUUUCAAAGUCUUGCAUACAAAAAACAAGUCAGCAUUGAAUACAAACUAAUGCCAUACAAACUUCCAUAAAAUCACCUAUAAUAUUAAGAAGAGUAUGUGUGUCCUGUUUUAAUUCAAAUACCAUUCAUAUUUCUUAGACCUGUGACCAAAAAAAAUUAUUGUAAUAUCUGUUAUAAGGUGUUGAACAGGACAUAGUAGACAAAGAACUCAAAUGUUCUCCCCAAUAUAUGAUUUGAAAUAGCACUGUUUCUCUUAAGUUAUUGCACCACAUUCUAUUACUAAAUGCAUUCAGAUAGCACUAUCAUGGUACCUCACCAGUCAAACAUUUUUAAAAUUGAAUAUGAAUUAGUUAUAAUAUAAUUAGUCUAAGUUACUUACAUAUGAAGUAGGGAAAGAAAAGAAAAAUGUAAAGCUUAAUCAAAUCUUUGAGUCAGCAGAUCAUUAUUUUAUUUUUUAACGUGUAUUUGAUUGGGAUAAAAUAUCUCAAAAAAAUUAUUAAAAAAAAGUAAAAUAACAAUUUUAUAUUUGGUCCAGCUAGUUUUUGCAAGUUAUUGUUUUUUGUUUUGACAGAUGAGUGAAUGAUAAUACAGAUAUUAGUAUUAACAAUUUUUACUUACGUAGUGCUUUAUUUUAUUUCUUUUGUGUCAGAAAAGUGCAAACAAUUGUUACAGGUAUCUGUUAUAACUAUAAAUUAUUUAUUUAUUAAUUUGUUAUUAAUUAUUAAUUGUGAUCAGAUGUUCAAUGUAUGAUGCACAGAAGUUAUUAUUGUGGACUAAGUCGAAGUCUGUUAAACUAAUGGCAAAGUAAAAACAAGAUUUUGGUAAAGUUACUUUCCUUAUUUCUGCAAGUCACAUGUCAGAAGUGAAGCAUUAUAUGAGCUGCGUCUGAUAGAAGUCGACCUUAUGCAAAUGAAUAUCAAUACAUCUGUUAUCCUAUCUCGGGGUUGAAAAAAUCUAUAUGCAAAGUCUGUAACUGUUUCAAAAUUGAGUUGUCAUAAGAACCAAACAAAACAGACCAAAAUUCAUCUUUCAUUUAGUAUUUAAAUGUUCCAAAAUCAAUCAAAGUCUUAUACAUGAACAUGUAUAUGUGCACUUGCAUAAGUUCUAUUUCUAUCUGACACAGCUCAUAUGCAAUGUAGGUCUGUUUGAUUUUUUUUUUUCAUUUAAGCCCUCCGAAAGAAAUUUAUCAGUUAUAAGUAUGCAGAAGAUAAUUUUUUUAUACCUUCAAGGAAGGAUAUUUUGCUAUAAAAAUUGUAAUGAUACAUUUUAUGAAAGUGACAGCCACUCAUACCUAAAGUUAGGCUGUUAUCUUAAAUUUCCCAAUAAAAAAGUUUACAACUUUGAAGUUGUGCUAUUUACUCAAAGUGUUUUUAACAAUCCUAACUGCAAAGCAUAUAUAAUUUUAGAUAUUUUAUAUCAUGUGACUACUUAACACCAAUGAAAACCAUGUUGCAAAAUAUGAAAAAAUAUCCAUAUAUGAUCAUAUAUGGUGUGAGAACAGAAUACAUUAGGGAAAGACUCCUCCAUUCGUAUAAUUCUUAAAUUAAUUACUAACUUCUGAUCAAAAAGCAGUUUCAACAAUAAUGCAAAAUUAGAAUGUACACUUAAACAUGAAGUAACAAAUUAGAUUGCAUAUACUCAAUUAAACAUAUUUAUUUUAUCUAGAUCUCUAUUUUAUCAGAUUUCAGGUGUUCAAACAAAAAUUAUUAAAUGAAAACUAUAUUGGUAGUCUAAAGUUAAGUUAUCUGAAACAAACUGUUUCACAAUAGUAAUAUUGAGUUCAAUAACUAAGAAUUUACCAUUUCAGAAUCUUAAGCAUCCAGAGUAAAAUUUUGGAAUAGUGCACCAAAAUGUGUGAUUUGUUAUAAUGGUCCUAAACAAUGAAAAUUCAACCAAUGAUUCUGAAAUGAAAUUCAAAUUCAACUAUCCAAAUCAAGAAAAUUGGGUAAUACUGUUUAUAAUGAAGAAUGUUUGGUAAUUUAUUUAAAUGAUACUGUAAUAGUAUAGUAAUAGAUGUUACAUUGUGAUAUGUACAUACUGUUAUCAACAUUUUUAUAAUGCUAUUGUUUAUUUUCUAAAGAUCUAAAGUCUAUUUUCAAUAAAUGGGAAGAAAAAAAAACUGCUUUUAU